This is a messenger RNA of Papaver somniferum (opium poppy), 1209 nucleotides long. RefSeq lists its product as uncharacterized. The coding region runs from base 1 to 1209 and encodes 402 amino acids. Gene Ontology annotation, molecular function: RNA-DNA hybrid ribonuclease activity; nucleic acid binding. The record is from RefSeq and is a predicted model, not a curated record. The transcript has a single exon. NCBI's taxonomy places the organism in Eukaryota, Viridiplantae, Streptophyta, Magnoliopsida, Ranunculales, Papaveraceae.
AUGAAAUCUCCCAUACAAGGAAGACCGCUAUGCCUCCACACUUCCUCUAGCGAUGCUGCCGUUGGGGCCCUCCUUUCCCAAGAGGAUGAUGAAGGGAUCGAACACCCUAUAUACUACUUCAGUCGUACUUUGAGGAAUGCUAAACUCAGACACCCCAAAGCAGAAAAAUCAUGUUUAACCCUAGUUCACGCUGUGCAGAAAUUCAGACAUUAUCUACUGUCGAACAAAGUGGUGUUAAUAUCUAGAGCUGACCCUAUCAAGUUCUUACUCUCAAAACCGGCCUUGAUAGGAAAAACGGACAAAUGUCUGAUCCAAACGUCAGAGUUUGAUAUAACGUGCGCUCCUCCAAAAGCUAUCAAAGGGCAAGCAGAUCUGCUAGCGGCAUUACCAGGAGAAGGAACUACUGCACUGCAUGAAGACCUUCCUGGGGAAUUUUCAGAAAUCUCUUUUGUCAAAGAGGAGGCAUGGCUAUUAUAUAUCGACGGUUCUUCUACUCCUAGUAGUAAUAAUGGAGGAGCGGGUAUAGUUCUAGUGUCUCCAACGGGCGAAGUAUUUUCACAUUCUUUCAAAAUGUACUUUUGGUGCACCAACAAUUCGGUAGAAUACGAAGCUUUAUUCAUAGGAUUGUCACUAUCCAAACAAACAGGAGCCACACACCUGGAAGUAAGAGGCGACUCUAAAUUACUGGUCAAUCAGAUGAAUGGAGUAUACUCACUCAAAGAGGUGACACUGGCCCAUUAUAGAUCCGAGGCGCAAAAUCUAUUGAACUACUUUGCUGAUGCGACCAUAACCCAUAUUGGCUGUAAUAAAAACAAACACGCCGAUUUCCUAGCCACAUUAUCCUCGAAGCUGCAAUUCGAAGGCUUGGAAGAAACUUUGAUCCUAAGGAGACGGACUGUGGCGUCAACAUGGCUCUCACAAUCCAAAUAUUCCGAAGCCAACGACUGGAGAACUCCAAUUGUUCAAGAGCUAAACAGUUCGCUCUCCCAAGGAAAGGUCAGUCUCAAAACCCUGCAAAGCUUUUUCAUGCUUCAUGGAGUGUUAUACCACCAGAAUCCAGAUGGAUCUCUGUCAAGAUGUCUCGGAGACGAGGAAGUACAACUACAACUUAACCGUAUCCACGACGAGAUCUAUGGACAGAUGUUGGUAGUGACUCUUUACCGACGUCUUCAACUCCUUGGCUACUACUGGCCGGAUAUGGAGACUUAA